UGUAACCCUUUGUAGAGUACGUCAGUCAAAUCAGGUGGAGGGGUUCCCGUGUCAUCUACCUCGCGUCCCCGCGCGUCUUCCCAUCUUCUCUCCACCUCUCUCCACCACCUCUACCUACUACCUCACCACAUAUAUGGCGACUCCCAACCCCGUCACCACCAUGACGCCCGACAGUCCUACCAGUCCUACGGGCAGCAAACGCUCCGCAUCCUCCACCGCCGAAGAGAUGAGCGAGCUGAUCCACAAGGCGAAGGCGUCCCGCGUCAGCCCGCCCUCCCGCAACGACGACGACGACGAGUCUAUUGAGGAGCUGCUUGAGAAGCAGCUCAACUGCUCGAUCUGUGCGGAGCUGUAUCUGGACCCGGUUUUGGUCUUGCCAUGUUCGCACAAUUUCUGUGGAUCAUGCGCGGCCCGUUGGCUGGAAACGAAUAACACCUGUCCGUCGUGCCGUGGAAAGGUCGUUGAGACUCGUCCCAACUCCGGAGCGCAGGAGAUGGUGGGGUUGUUGCUGCGCAAGUUUCCAGAGAAGGCACGGCCGCAGGAGGAGCUUGACGAGCUGAAGGCGAUCUACAAGCCAGGCGACAAGAUCAACAUCUGUUCCGACUCAUCCCCCUCAUCUGAAGACGAAGAAGAACUCGAUGACGAGCCAUGGGACAACCACUUCUGGUGGAGACCGUGUCCCACGUGUGUUACGCCCAACCCGUACGGUUACGUAUGCCCGGACCCGAUCCCACCCAUUGACACGUACCACCACGACUACAGCAGCAUAUUCCAUGCACACGUAAAAUGCACGUUCUGCGAACGGGCAACGCCAACCGACUGGAAGCCGUACAAAUGUUCCGUCUGCUCCGACAUCAGCUGUGGCGCCAUGUUCACCUGCAUCAACGAGACUUCCUACAUCACCGCCGUGCCAGAUCAGAGGUUCUUCUCCGUCAGCGAUGAUCGUUCAUGGCCGUUUUUCAACGCCGUCGAGAAGGCGCGGCUACAGGACCUCCGCGAAACUCACCCCGAAGAGCUGAGCUGGGAAGAGAUUGGCAAGAUGAUAGUGGAUCACAUACUCAUUCCCUCGAACGAGCUGAGACGGGAACAAACCCUCUGUCGGGGAUGCGCGAGGAACAUCUUUGAGGGCGCGUUAAUGCGCUGGUGGAUUUGGUAUCAGAAGCAGCACGGAAUCAAGGAUGAUAGGGUUAAAUGCUGGUACGGGUUUCAGUGUAGGACACAAACGCACAGUCGUAGUCAUGCGGAGAGGCUCAACCACGCGUGUGAAGCCACCCCGCUAACGGAAAGGGUCAAUGACGCCCCGAGGGUCUCGUCUUCGUCUACGCCUGCCAUUGGCGCUCCACCGGCCUCGUCUACGCCUGCUGCUGAUGCUCCACUGGCCUUGUCUACGCCUGCCAGUGAUGCGCCGGUGGCUGCUACGUUCGGCUCCCCCACGCAUGACCCCGCAACGCCUAUGCCUCUUCCCAACAUCGAAGAACCACUUCCUUCAUCUAGCACCAACGAAGCACAACAAGAACUCGCCGCCGCUUAUGCCAUAGCGAGUAUCACAGGAGGGGGAGAGAUGCAAGGUGACGAGGAGCCUACAGAGGUUAGGGGAUAGUUUGUUGUGAGACACAUUUUUAGUAAUUGAAUGGAUAUCACUUGGGUAAUAAAGUCGCUGGGCACAGGUUG
Tricharina praecox is the source of this 1671-nucleotide messenger RNA. RefSeq lists its product as uncharacterized. Lineage: Eukaryota; Fungi; Ascomycota; Pezizomycetes; Pezizales; Pyronemataceae. Gene Ontology annotation, molecular function: zinc ion binding; ubiquitin-protein transferase activity; DNA binding. The coding region runs from base 134 to 1600 and encodes 488 amino acids. The transcript is spliced from 4 exons. Gene Ontology annotation, cellular component: nucleus. Gene Ontology annotation, biological process: protein ubiquitination; ubiquitin-dependent protein catabolic process; mitotic cell cycle checkpoint signaling. The record is from RefSeq and is a predicted model, not a curated record.